Molecule: messenger RNA, 1476 nt
Organism: Batrachochytrium dendrobatidis JAM81
Lineage: Eukaryota; Fungi; Chytridiomycota; Chytridiomycetes; Rhizophydiales
Exons: 2
Coding region: 1-1476 (491 amino acids)
Source: RefSeq, a predicted model, not a curated record
AUGAGUGCUAAAGCAAUAGCACUUAUACUGGUUUCCUUUCUGGCUAGCCUUCCAAUGAGUGCAGCUCAAACUGGGUCGGGCACGUUUCUGCUGAGCAACGAUGGCGUUUGGCCUGCUGGCUCUACCCAGACAGUCACUCUCAUGACAAUCAUGACUACAAGAAAAAAGCUGUAUGUCGAUAAUAUGUCACUUUUACUAGGUGGAGCUACUGUACCUAUCUGCCAGCGUCAGUUUGGAAACGCUGGUGGCUCGGCUUCUUGUUCCUUCACUGUGCCAGAUAACACUUCUCCCUCGACUGGAACCGUGUCUGCUCAGUAUGAAGAAUGUACAGAUAUUCUUGGUGGGCCUGCCUUUUGUUCGGGUCAGUCGAAUGCGAUCAGUAGUCCAGUAGCUGUUUUAGCAGUACUUUCUUCCACUACAGCGACAUCCGCUCGUACGACUACAUUGGCAUCACCCACAACUACAUCUGCAACUACCACGAUCACAUCUGCUCGUACAACCCUGUCGUCUACUUCAUCCAGUACCACUUCUACUGCCACUAAUGCAUCCAGUGCAGAUAGUAGUUCUGGAUCCACUGCAGCAAAUACGGGUAUUAUUGUUGGAUGUAUCAUUGGUGCGAUUGUUCUUCUGAUCAUACUUGGUAUGGUCAUUUGGCGCUGGCUGCGAGCCCGUAAUGGUAACAAGGAUAGCAAGAUUCAGUUGUAUAAUAGUUCGCUUGAUGCCAAGUCUGGGCCAGCUCCACUAGAUGCAGAGACUGCAGCCAGUAUUCGAGCUGCUGCUGCUGCUGCAGCCAUUGCCACUGGAAUGAACCGUGGUAGCGAGUCUGUGAGUGGGUCAGAACUGAAUCCAAUACGACCCAUAUCUAGCUCUACUGCUAAUGCAUUGACUCCAUCUGGAGCUCCAUCAUCCUCGACUGCAGCAACUAUUUCUACUAUGGUGCCUAUCGGUUCAUCAAAGGCUGCUUCACAUAAAGGAUCCGCUGUUUCGCUGACUCAAACUGGCAAUAUACACGUACCACCAGAACAUGUCCCUCCUAUGCCCACUAUGGUAUCCAUACCGGAGCAGCAAAUGCAGUAUGCACAAUACCCUGCUCAACCCUACUAUGGACAAUCCUAUUCUUCAGAGGCAGUAUCUGCUGCAGGUAUUCCAACCUCAAACUACUACCAACAAGCUUAUCCAGCACCUCACCCCAAUAUGGUCAUGAACUACGAUCCCAACUAUAACCCUCAGUUUGAUCCCUACUACAACCAUCAGUAUCAGCCUCAGUAUGAUCCUAAUUACAAUCCUCAGCUCCAUGGGCAGUAUGAUCCCCGACUCCCAAUGAUGUAUCCAGAUGCACAACAGCAGCAGGUGACAGCCUUCCCAAUGCAUCCAUACCCUCCCCAUUCAGGGUAUACAUCUCCACCACCAGAACAGUCCAUACCAACUCUUGAACAGACACAACCUUAUCCUCAUGCUCAGUCACCUACGCAUUAG